AUGGCAGAAGAAAGUUUAAAAUCGACCUCCAAUAGACAAACAGACCAGUUAUCCAACGACGACAGUUUAAACGUGUCUCACAGUAACACAGGUGCCUCUUUAACGAGUGAUACCGGUGAAGUGCGCAAUCAGUUAUUGAACCAAAAUGAUAAUAUCAUCAAUGAAAAUCAAUUGUCGGAAAAUCCUGAAUUAAAUAUUGCGAGUGAAGAGUUAAAUAAUGUAAAUAGCGAUAUAGAUAUUAAAUCAGAAAAUCAAGCUAAGGAUUCAGCCUUGACGUCUAGUGGGUGUGGAAUAGAACAGAAGCAACAGGAAGCACGUAUAAAUGAAGACUUGGACACUGGACCUUUAAAUGAUCCUGGACAUUCCGCAGUAUUAGAUGAGGAAGCGAGUGUACCAGUAGUAGGUAACAACAUCGCCAGUGAUACUAAACAGACCUUAGGUGAAAACGCUAACACAGACAGCGAAGGCUUACUUGAGACAGCUCCUGUUACUGUCAACCCUUCUCAAGCUGAUAGUGAAACUAGUAAACCGUCUGAACGUCUUGAAAGCGGACCUCUCGAUCACAAUAAUUCACUCGAUGACAAAAUCUCCACAGAAGAGACCGACGUUGACACGAAAGCACAUGGUGGACGUCAAACGCCUGAACAGGAACAAACAAACACUGACAGUGCAAAACUUAAACACACACCGGAGUUGUCGUCGGAGAAAUACGAAAACGAAGAUCAUGGCGUACCUAAUAGCGACUCAGAAUGUUUAGCUGAUUCACAGGCUCAAGCAAUUGCCUAUUCUCCAAAACCAGUGCCAGAAACAGAAACUCAUUCAGACGAAAAACUCCUUAAAGAAAACCUCACAUCUGACGAGCAAUCAGAUUUCAUCAAUGAAAUCAGUGGAGUUGAAUCAAAUAAUAUAGACAAAGAAAGUACCUCUCAAUCUGGCCAUAUAGAAGAGGUUCUACCUACCGAAGACACCGACGUAGAGGGAACUGCAAGGAUCGAUAAGAACCAAUAUCAGAAGAACGACAACGGUCCACAGUGUGCGGAAUCGGUGAACACGAAAUCUGAUUUACGAGAUGAUCUAAAGGAAUCGAGGGACCCUGCUUUAGCAGCAAAUGAUGGAAACGGUGCUCAAAAUGGUUCUACUGAUGUAGGUAAUAUUCCAUUACCCGAGCAAUCCCUUACACAGCCUGUUAGUGACAAAUCCGACACAAAUGACGAGGUUUCAAAUGUGACAGAGAAACCGCAUACUACAAUAGACAAGCAAGGUGAAAAUAAUUUAAAAACUGAGAACGCAAUAGAAAGCGUUGAAAUAUUUAAAGAAACAAAACUAGACAAUAGUGACAUAUCUAAAGAAAAUGACGAAAGUGAAUCACUUGAUGGUAUACAACAUGACGAUUCUGAGACGCAUGACAGUAACGAAACAGUUGAAAAAGUGACCGGUCAAGAAGUUGAUGACAAUUUGACGAAAGUUGUUAUAUCAGAAGAAGGAAUACCUACAGUGUCACAAACAAACAUCAAGAAAAGUAUAACAGAGAGUGAACUAUCUGAGUCAAAUUUUCAAGCUCCUAGUUCGUCACAUGAGGCGGACUUAUCUGGAAACCCAAACGGACAAGAAAUACCUGAAGAAAUAUCGGAAGAAAGGUCUACAGACGAAAGGAACUCAGUUGGGGAGGUAGAAGAAGAUCUUAUACCUUCCGAAGACAAACCAGAGGAUACAGUUGAGGAAACAGAGGACAAAGAGAUAGAGGAAAAUAUAGACGAAAGAGAGGAGACAGGAUCAGUGCAUUCAGAGGCGUAUAGUGAAGAUAACGACCACGAGGAUAAAUCAGACAUGGCAGAAAAAACUGAAGAAACACCUUUGAAUGAAACUAGGGAAAAUGAAGAUAUACAAUCCGCUGUGGUAGAAAAGGAUAAGGAAUUACCAGUGAGUGAAACAAAGGAAAUUGAAGAACCUAAAGAAGCAAUUAAGAGCGAAAACGAGCAAACAGUAAUUUCUGAUCAGACCGAACAAGGACAAGCUAAUACAGAAAGCAUUGACCACAAUUCCACUAACGAAGAUACAUCUGAGACAAAAAAUGCAAAUGAUUUACAGACUUCUGAAAGCAAAGAUCGGCCGCCUGAAAUGAAAGAAGAGUCUGUAACGAAAGACACAUCAGAUGGACAUGUGACCAAUGAAAAUUUGCCGGUCGUUGAAAAGCCACCAUCCCCGGAACCAACGAAACAAGAACCAUCUCCAGAACCAGUCAAACAGUUAAGUCCAUUAGAACAGCUAUUGGAAAGAAAUGUAGAAAUUGAUGGAAAUAUUGACAGCAUACCAGAGCUGGAGACGCAGGUUACAUCGCUGUUAAAAAGCAUGACAAUGGUGAUGAAACACUACUCGGACAUUUUAAAAGUACAGACGUUGAAGGAUUUUACAGUGGAUUUAGGGAAAUUUAGAGGCGAUUUUCUCUCAGUAAAUGAAGCUCUAAAGAAAGCUGGUGUAAUGUCUUCUAACAUUAAUAAACACUUAAAGGAACUUAGACAAGAUACCGAGGAAGUAAGAUCCCAGAUAACACGAAAGUUUCAACAAGAAGACCUUAGUACCUGGAUUGACCAAACACCAGAAAAGGAGAAAGAAAAAGAUAGGCUACAAGAUGUUGCCAAUGCCGAGGAAAAGGCUGCGAUGGCAAAGGCGGCGGAGGCGCGACACGCGGUGGCGGUGGCAACCAAAGGAGUGGCGGAGGCUAAGCAACUGGCAGCGGAAAUGGAGACCCAGGCUGCCGAGGCGGAAGCCUUGUCACGACGUACAGAGGCACAGGCGGAAAUUGCCAUAGCCGCAGCUGAAGAGGCCCGCAUAGCGGCGGAGGAAAGACGCAAGGCGGAGGAAGCGGCCAAGCGGCGGGCAGAGGAGCGGGCGCGAGUAAAGGCUGAACAGGACGCACAACGGAAAGCCCAGGAAGAAAUGAAGAUCCAUCAGGAGGCUGCGAGGAAAGGCACAGAUGUGGCUGACGAGAGACGGACGUUCAUGCAGGAAAAAGAGAGGAAGGAACUAGAAAGGAAAAAUCCGAAAAACUGGCCAAUUUUCUCAUUCGACGCGAAGGGUUUUGAUUUUCGGCCACCUAUCGGUGUUAUCAUCCGGUCCAUCGAGGGAAGCAUGCGCAAAUCAGAUGUCAAGUGUGAGGUUUUCGACCAAUCAACUGGCGUGCUGGUGUUAAACGAGGCCGAGGAGCUCGUCAGCAAUAUUGUAAACAUCAAACAGACAGACCCAGAGAUGAAGUUUUCUUUUGACGAGCCGAUGUCGAUCUCAUUUCCGGUGAGCUUUUCGCGACUGCCCACGGGCAAGGAGACGGCCGUCCGCUGUCUCACACCGCAAGGAAAGUGGCUCGUCUUGCCAACCAACGACGUGUAUUUCGACGAGUACAGAGAAGUACGGUUUGUUGAAUGCCGAUGUCGCGAGCUGGGGACGUUCGCCGUCGUGAUGCGACCGAAGCGUGACACUCUGACGUUCACGCGGCGCGGUAACAAACCCACGUGCAGCUUCGACUCCCGCCUUUUCUUCCUGAACCGCGCCGGAACGUUCCGGUCCAACGUGAACGCAACGCUGGAGGUGAACACACUAGACAUGAACGCGGUGACGGAUAUUCGGACAAGGGCUCCCCAGGAGUGCGAAGACUUGCUGACGGCCAGCCCCUUCGUCAACUUUCGUCUGCCACCCGCCUCGCACCUACUCAAGCCUCUUACCGUCACUGUUCCCCUGCCACAAGUACAGAGGCGGCCCGCCACAGCCGGUGUCCGUGAGACCAAGGCCGUCGACUCCCGCCCGGCAACCGCCCGGGCCUCGGUAACGAAGGAAGAAGAGUCGACCGACGACGUGCACGUUCUCACAAGGGAAGAAAAUGGCGCAUGGAGCGUCCUAAAUGACGUCAUGCUCGUUCAACCAAAGAGCAAGGACGUCGUCUAUUUCGACAUAACUAAGCCACACGACAGGUUGUUGUUAUUGCGGACGAAGCCCGGAAAGAAGCUCCGCGCUGUUGAGACGAUGGCCACUUUACUCGAGCAGGCGUCGAAGAGACGUAACGUCAAAAUUAUAUUACGUCAACGUCAGUCUAACGUCCUAGACGUGCGGGUGGCGUGCACGCUCUCAAACAAGACCGACAGGACGUUAAAGACGCUUGAGGAGGCUGGGUACACGGAGGGGCCGGCCCCAAGCACGGACGUUCAGCUCCACGAGGGACAGCAGCUGUACAUUAAGUUCAGGGGUAACCUGACCUGCACGAGCAAAUCACCCCGCCUCUCAUUUAUCUUCAACAGCAACAUACGGACGUUUCGCGACUUCCUGGUGUGCGAGUUAGACGUCUUCGCCCAGAAGGGGCUGCAAUGCUUCCGCGGCUUUGUCCAGAUCUUGACCACGGCACUGAUACCAAGACCACCCACGCCGGGCGCACCCAAGAACACUCCACCAGAAAUGGUUGAGGCUGAAAUCCUUCUUGCCGAGCUACUCGUGGAGUUGCCUAAGCCUGAGGCCGGGCCUCCUAAGCCGCUUGACCAGGCGCCGUUGUUCUUGAAAGAAGGUCCAUUGACAAACGGUGUGUUGCGGCUAAUAGCGGGCCAGCUUGGGCAGGAGUGGCGGGAUCUUGCGGCGCAGCUCUCCCUCCGGCCCGUGCGCAUUCAAGCCAUCCUCCGCCAGCACGUGAAUAAGAACACGGCGGACACCAGAUACGAUAUGCUACUCACGUGGGCCAAGCGCGUGCCCCGGGCAGUAGAUAAGGUCCAGAUCCUUGUAAACGCGCUGGAGGCGGUCGGUCGGAAGGACCUCGCGGAGGACGUACGUAAGAAGGGCAUCCGCUACCGGGAGGAGCGAGCGAAUGGAGCCAGAACCUCUCAUCUGAAACAGGCGUUUGUAAAAGUAGCAAAAUCACACGACGUGUUCCAGAAAUGGAAGCAGUUCGCAAACAAACUGGGUGUGCCUAAGACAGAUAUAGAGGGUAUCGAGUCCCGUGGCGGUUCCGGUCAGGAGAUGUGCUACUCCAGCCUCGAGAAGUGGUCGGCGUCUGCCGGAGAUCAGGCCACCAUCGCCACCCUCGCUCGACUUCUUCGCUCUGACCGCCAGGACAGGCUAUCACGUGACGUGGAGUCUAUAAGUUUUAUGAGCGCCAUGAACGUGUCGUAGACAGCAGCGUUACGGUAACGUCUCACCGCUGUCACGUUGAUUGUUGAAAGCAGUUGUAAUUUUAAUACUUUACCCCACUUGCACCGAUCAUGAUAGACAACAUAUCUGUGUUUUGAAAUAUGUGUUAUAGUGCCUUUUCAAUGCUUCUUCUAUAUGUUUUAUUUUUAUUUUUAUAUUAUUUAUGUAAGUUUGAUUCUGA
Messenger RNA from Mya arenaria, 5344 nucleotides. RefSeq lists its product as uncharacterized. Gene Ontology annotation, biological process: signal transduction. NCBI's taxonomy places the organism in Eukaryota, Metazoa, Mollusca, Bivalvia, Myida, Myidae. The record is from RefSeq and is a predicted model, not a curated record. The transcript is spliced from 16 exons. The coding region runs from base 1 to 5145 and encodes 1714 amino acids. Gene Ontology annotation, molecular function: protein binding.